AUGCUCCCUCCGUUCGACUACUUUACAUACCGGCGAGUACGCAACCAAAAGCAAGCUGAGCGUGCUGCUCGCUUUGCCUCGUUGCCGUACCCCUACCAUCUCAACUUCACCGACGCCGAUAAGAAGAUCAUCGACCAGCCUAUUGAAGAGUUGGUCCGUGAUGUCCAGGAGUCAACCACCUCCCCCUUGACUGUCUUGCAAGCCUAUGGCAAGGUUGCAGUCAAGGCUCAGGAACGUACCAACUGCAUCACCGAGCUACUGCUGCCAGAGGCGGAGUCAUGGCUCGAGUCAGAUAUUAACUUGAAGGGUCCUUUGGCGGGUAUACCUGUCUCUCUGAAGGAUUCCGUUCAAGUCAAGGGCUUCGAUACUACCCUGGGCUACACGGCACUGGCCAAUCAGCCAUUCCAGGAAGAUGGCCCGAUGACUAGGUUGUUGAAGGAUGCAGGAGCCGUGCCAUAUGCAAAGACUGCUCUCCCCAUCACUCUUCUCUCAUUUGAGUCUGCCAAUGGACUUUGGGGCCACUGCCGUAACCCUCACGUCCCCGAGUACAGCCCCGGUGGUUCAACCGGAGGCGAAGCAGCCCUUCUUGCCCAAGGUGGCCGUAUCGGUAUCGGCUCUGACGUUGCUGGCUCCGUGCGAGUGCCCGCUGCGUGGAGUGGCAUCUACUCUCUCCGCUGUAGCACUGGUCGUUGGCCCAAGGUGGGCGUGAGCACUAGUAUGCCCGGUCAGGAGGGUAUCCCCAGUGUCUUCAGCCCUAUGGCACGCACCCUCAAUGAUCUUACAUACUUUACCAAGUCCAUCAUUGGCAUGCAGCCUUGGAAGUAUGAUUACACCGUCCACCCCAUCUCAUGGCGCAAGGAUUUGGAAGACGAAGCAAAGAGCAAGUCUCUCCGCAUCGGCCUAAUGAGCACUGAUGGCGUCGUCCCUCCCACGCCGGCCAUCGAACACGCACUCUCCACGACCGUCGCAGCCCUAACCGCCGCCGGCCACACAAUCACCGAAAUCACACCCCCAUCCAACGCAGACCCGUUCACAGGUCUAAACCUCGCCUCCCAACUCCUCAAUUCCGACGGCUGCCACCACUUCAACGCCCCCCUUCGCAGCUUCGAGCCCUCCGACCCAGGCGCCAACCAACUCUCCCGAGUCGCCCACCUGCCCCGUCCCCUCCGCUACCUGUACUACCUCUACGUGCGCUACAUCAAGCGCGACACCGUCUUGGCCACACUAAUCAAAGACUUCGGCCCUAAAUCCUCCGCCGCCCUCUGGCCCCUCGUCGCCCAGCGCGAAUCCUACCGCGCAACAUGGCAUAAAUGGUGGGACGCCGCGCCCCAACAAUUCGAUUUCAUCCUCUGCCCCGCGAACGCGACCCCCGCGCUCCCGCACAAGGCCAUGCACGACGCCGUCUCGUCGUGCGGGUAUACCUUCCUAUGGAAUCUGCUGGAUUAUUCUGCGGGUGUUUUGCCGGUCGGGCACGUUGAUGCCGUUCGGGAUGCGAGCGUUGCCCCGUAUAAGACCGUUCUGAAGCGGUUGGGGUGUGACCAUGCUAUUGCGCGGGGUGCGUGGAAGCAUUAUGAUUCGGUGAAGAUGGCGGGACUCCCGACUGCUGUGCAGGUUGUGGGCAGGAGGUGGCAGGAGGAGCAGGUUUUGGGGUAUAUGGCUGUUGUGGAGAAGGCGUUGGAGGAGUACCGGGAUCCGAAGAGUGGGUUAGGUGGGAAGUAUACUCUUUUGGAGAUUGAUUAG
Molecule: messenger RNA, 1740 nt
Organism: Penicillium cataractarum
Lineage: Eukaryota; Fungi; Ascomycota; Eurotiomycetes; Eurotiales; Aspergillaceae
Product: putative acetamidase
Exons: 4
Coding region: 1-1740 (579 amino acids)
Source: RefSeq, a predicted model, not a curated record